GUGGUUAUAUGGUUAUGUUUUAUGUUAUAGUUUCAUGAUCAUGACCAGGUGACAAAGUUUUGUCUGUGAAACAAUGGCUAACAAUCGUAGAUACAACCUAGGCAGAAUUAAUGUUGAUAUUAAAACGCCGAGAACUACACAAUAUAACAGGAAGAGAACAGUAGAGAGGAACGAUUCUUCUUCAGAUUCCAGUGUUGACAAUCAAAGAUGGCGAGAGAAUUAUGCUCAAGUUUCAAACAUUUUGCAUGAAAUUAAUAAUAUUUCAAGCAAUGAUGAAUCUACAACAUCUCAAUCAUCUCCAGUAUCAUCAGAAAAUGAAUCAGAAUGUAGUUUGUCAUCUGCCAAUCAAGUAAUUGAUGCUUUUUCUGGAUCAACAGAUGACGAUGGUGAUCAUGCAAGAAAUGAACGUGAGCAAUUGCUACACGAGCAAGACGACGAUUAUGCAAGUGAUGAUGAUAACAUCCAAUAUCAACAUAUAUAUGACUACCCAUUUGUAGAUGACAAUGGAACACAAAAUCGAUUAGAUGAGAUACUGAACGAUAUCGUCAAUGAUGAAAUUAUUGAUAGUAGAAUCAACGUAAAUAAAGCGGAAAUAUAUUUAGGAGUUUUGAAAUUUUCACUAGUUUACAACUUGCCCCAAGUUGCAAUCGCAGAUUUAUUUAAGAUGCUAAACAUAUUUUGUGCUACCUCCGUUUUACCUGAUUCGAAAUACUUAGUUAAUGCAAUUUUCAACUGCGAAAAAAAUAUUACUUAUCACGCAUUAUGCCCUACCUGUAAGCGUUAUGUUAAAGAGUUUCGGCGUGGAGAGGAACAGAAUCAUAACAUACAUUGCGUUUCUUGUAAUUGCCGGUUUUCCUUGACUGAUCCAACUUACCGAGAUUUUUUCUGCAUAAUGAACCCAGACGAAGAAAUAGCUUAUUAUCUUGAAGAGAAUUGGACUUAUUAUGAAUCAAUAGUUGAGGCCCGUGUUAAAAAUUCUGAUAACAUAAAUGAAUUCCACAGUGGUUUGUUGUAUAAAAAGUUGAGAAAUUCUUUACCUGAUGAUCGAAAAAAUAAAUUUAUAACCGCGACUUUUAACAGCGAUGGUUCACCAGUAUUUGAAAGCUCUUCUUUCUCUAUAUGGCCAAUACAAAUCAUAAUCAAUGAAUUACCCUUUAAAGUCAGAACUUCAAAGCCAAUAGUAUGCGGACUAUGGUUUGGUAGAAAUAAGCCUGAUAUGAAUAUGUAUUUUGAGCCAUUUGUUAAUCAAAUGAAUGCAUUUUCGGAUGAAGGAAUUAUCUGCAAUAUAAGAGAUACAAAACAUACUAUUUAUGUAUAUGCUAUUUGCUCUUGUGAUGAUUCCGUUGCUCGCGCCCCUAUGCAAGGCGUUACUCAAUUCAAUGGUUAUUUUGGAUGUAAUUGGUGCUUACAUCCGGGAUAUUACAUUGCGGUAGGUAGGGGUGGAAGCGUUAAGUAUAUACUUUUGGAUGAACCGAUUAAUGAGAGGAAUGAAGCAGAUACUUUGCGAGAUGCGCGACAAGCUGUAGCUUCUGGUCAGUCCAUUAACGGUGUCAUUAAUGAAACAGUUCUCAGUCGUCUCAACUACUUUAAUAUUGUAUCCGGAUUCGUUCCAGAUCCAAUGCAUUACCUCGAUUUAGGUAUCGGGAAACAGUUUAUGAAAUACUGGUUUGACACUAAAAAUAUGCCUUAUUCAUUGACUAAUAUAGAAAUCGAUCAAGUGGAUAACGUUUUAAAAGCCAUAACUGUCCCUAGUAAACUCAUGCGGAACUGUCGUUCUAUACGAGAUAGAAAGUAUUGGAAAGCAAAAGAAUACCAAAAUUGGAUAUUAUACUAUAGUACAAUUGUUCUUAUUAAAUUUCCUCGCAUGAGAUGCUACGCUAUUCAUUGGUCCUAUCUAGUUAGGGCAUACUAUAUUCUAUUGCAAAAUAAUAUAAGUCGGAACCAAAUUCAAGAAGCAUAUCGUUUAUUGACGACAUUCGUUGUUCUAACAGAAUUGUAUUAUUCAAGAAGUGCGAUGACCUUCAAUAUACAUUAGCUACUCCAUACGGCACUCAGCGUCCUGAAUUGGGGUCCUUUGUAUUGUCACUCUGGCUACGGAUUUGAAAAUGGAAACGGAUAUAUUGUGAAAUUGGUACAUGCUGCGAAAGGUGUUCAAUAUCAAAUCUGUCGAAUAAUGGGUAUGAACAGAAGCGAUCGCAUUUUGACAAAAUUUAUGUUACAAAACAAUCCGAAUUCAGAAAUCUUGAGUUAUGUUAAGUAUUUAGAAACAAGAGAGUGUGCAAAAGUAUUGACUACUCACAUCGGAAGAUAUUUUGGAAAAUUGACUUAUUUAACACCUGAGUGGAGAAGAAGAUUGAAUUUAUCUAACACGGCUAGAGUUUACCGAAAACUAGUUAAGAUGGAUUGCGUGUAUUUAUCUUGCGAGACUAUAAGACUUAGAUCAAAUAAUUCUUUUGCGAUGACAGGUGACAAUAAUUUUGUACAAAUUGUUUUUUUUAUUAUUGAUACGUUGCAAAGGAAAGAGUACACUGUGUGUAAAGCAGUCGACGUUUUAGAUAUUUCUGAUAAUAAUGAUUUUGACGAAUUUCAGAUAAAAAGGAUAAUUACUAUUAGUCAAGAAUUAGAAGUUAUAAGUACUGAUUCAUUACAUAAAAUUUGCGUUUAUAUGAAUUACAACGAUGAAAGAUUCCUAUGUUCUGUACCAAAUGAAUACUCUUAUUAAACAUCGAAUAAGAAAUUAUAAAUAACAUGGGACGAAAUUCUUUUUGGUAGUAUUUCAAUGAAAUUUUGUAAAAAAUGUUGUAAUGCUCUUCUUAACUUUGUAAGUAAAAAUUUAUGAAUACUCUACUUGUUUCUAAUUUACAUAAAUCUAAUUUAUAUGUAAAUAAAUCUUGUGAUUAUUUUAUAAUAAUUAUGUAUUUAUCAUGAUUUUAAAUAUUUUAUGAUAUGGA
Molecule: messenger RNA, 2951 nt
Organism: Phymastichus coffea
Lineage: Eukaryota; Metazoa; Arthropoda; Insecta; Hymenoptera; Eulophidae
Exons: 5
Coding region: 74-2035 (653 amino acids)
Source: RefSeq, a predicted model, not a curated record